GACGUAACGUCUUAGCAACCACGAUUACAGCUUUUACAUACAGCAGUUAACACAUUUUAAGAUGGCAGAUCAAGCUCAGCAACAGGCUGCACCUGGCAGUGUCCCAGCUGGUUCAAAAACCUCAGAAUUUUACAGAACAGACAAUAUCCCUAACAGAUUUGAACACCCAGAGUGGUUUCAGGGCUAUGGAGGCAAGACCCAGCAUCCUAUGUACAGAACCAGCUCUUCAGAUUAUGGAGCUAAGGCCCCCUCCGUUCACACUAUGCCCACGACUUUCCAUGCCAGGUCACAAAAAUUCUCAAUGCACCUAGGAACAUGUGGAAUGUACAAAAACCACUCCCUCAACACUGCCUUGGACCAGAGCCGAGUAUGAUGGUCGAUUCUGUAUAUUUACACUUCUUCAAGUCUGUUGUGUCACAUUGAAAAACAAAUCAAACAUUGGCUGAAAUUUAAACACUUGACAGUGAAAGCAGUUUUACAAAACAUAUUGAUGGAUUCUACAGACUGCAGAAUUUCUAUUCAUAUUAUUAUAUUACCUAAUGUGUUUUAAAUCAAUUUUCCACAAGGUUUCAAGUCACUAUAAAAAAAAGAUUAAUAAUAUAUGUGAAGUUGUAGUUAUUGAAAACCUUUGUUUUGUUGCACUCAACUUUAACAACAUUCAGAAUCUAAAGAAAUCAUUUUAUCUAAUCAUGAGAAAAAGAACUGAUCAUUCGUUUAAAUUGUUUUGUACAGGAAUGUGCAUUUAGACAAUAU
Saccostrea echinata is the source of this 753-nucleotide messenger RNA. RefSeq names its product piercer of microtubule wall 1 protein-like. Gene Ontology annotation, biological process: axoneme assembly. Bases 62 to 373 code for a protein of 103 amino acids. Gene Ontology annotation, cellular component: axonemal microtubule. Lineage: Eukaryota; Metazoa; Mollusca; Bivalvia; Ostreida; Ostreidae. The record is from RefSeq and is a predicted model, not a curated record. The transcript is spliced from 4 exons.